UGACGUCAUCAUCCCAAUAAGAUCGAGAAGAAAAUACGAAGGCAGCUGCAAGUGAGCACAAAUUCCUUGCGAAAUGUGUUUAAAAUCUUUAUAAUUUAAUUUAAAACACCCCCAAACAGUGGACAUUUGCUAAAAUUACAAACGGAAAGUGAAGGAUUCCGGAAAAAGUGAAAACCAAACGAAGCAGACGCUAUUUUGUUGGACCCCCUUCAAAAGUGGGAGUAGUCACGAAGGUUAAAUCCGGAUUGCAACAGAAUGGAGGACAUUUUCCACUGGUGCCGCGAGGGCAACUCGAUCCAGGUGCGUCUAUGGCUGGACGACACCGAGCAUGAUAUGAAUCAAGGAGAUGAUCAUGGCUUCAGUCCAUUGCACUGGUGCGCUAAGGAGGGUCAUACCAAGCUGGUUGAAAUGCUGCUGCACCGGGGUGCUCGGGUGAAUGCCACCAACAUGGGCGAUGAUAUUCCACUGCAUCUGGCUGCCGCACAUGGGCAUCUGGAAAUUGUUCAAAUGCUAAUUCGUUUCCGAUCGGAUGUAAACGCUGCUAACGAACACGGAAAUACUCCACUUCACUAUGCCUGCUUCUGGGGCUAUCAACCAAUAGCCGAGGAGCUGGUUAGCAAUGGUGCUUUGGUAUCGCUCGCCAACAAGGAUGGCGAUACUCCACUAGACAAGGCAAAGUCUCAGCUGGCGACACGCCUGCACAGUCUGGCCGUCGAAAGUGGACAGGAACUGAAGAAGAUCAGUUUCAAGGACCAGAGCUGGUUGGGUCUGAAGACACGGUCCCGGGAUGCGACUCUGUCUCGGUACAAGGGGAUCAACAUUCAAGACUUGAUGUUGCACACCAAGCUGGCCAUCACGGCGGGAGGCGAAACCUGGCGUGGUAGAUGGCAGAACAAUGACAUCGUGGCGAAGAUUCUCGCGAUUCGCGAAUGCAACGCACGUGUCAGUCGGGACUUCAAUGAGGAGUUCCCCAAGUUGCGAAUUUUCUCGCAUCCGAAUAUUCUGCCGGUGAUCGGAGCGUGCAAUGCCCCGCCUCGUUUGAUCGUCAUUAGUCAGUAUAUGCCGAGGGGAUCGCUGUACGAUUUGCUGCAUGGUGCUGCUGGUAUUGUGGUCGAUACGGCGCAGGCGGUUCGUUUUGCUCUGGAUAUUGCCCGUGGUAUGGCUUAUCUUCAUUCUUUGGAAAGGAUUAUCCCGGAAUAUCAUCUUAAUAGCUUCCAUAUUAUGAUCGAUGACGACCUGACGGCUCGUGUAAACAUGGCGGACGCUAAGUUCUCCUUCCAGGAGCGUGGCCGCGUCUACCAGCCGGCCUGGAUGAGUCCGGAAAUGCUGCAACGUAAGCGUACCGACCGUAACUGGGAGGCUUGUGACAUGUGGAGCUUUGCCAUCUGUAUCUGGGAGUUAGCAACGCGAGAAGUCCCCUUCGCUGAACUCUCGCCAAUGGAAGCCGGCAUGCGUGUCGCUACCGAAGGUCUCCGUGUUCUGGUUCCUCCGGGAACGUCACCCCAUCUGCACAAGUUGAUCAAGAUUUGCAUGAACGAAGACCCGGGCAAGCGUCCGAAGUUCGACAUGAUUAUCCCGAUUCUGGAAAAGAUGAAACGCUGAUGUGGAACUUGCUUCCGACGGAUAUGUGUUCAUUCAUGGGAAAGUGAAAAAUGAUGUGCCUUUAACUGUUUUGUCUCUUUAUUUAUUAAACAAAAAACGACCUUCCUAACAACCCGUAGAGAAUGUUAUAAUCUGCCAAAAUGUAACAGUGUGCUGAUUUAUUAACAAAGAACACGAAAGUUUUAAAUGCUGCGAAGAAGAAAAAAUGUUCAAAUGACAAUACCGCGUUUAGGUUCGUUCGUACUCGUUAGUUGAUAUUCUGUUAAAACACGUAACAAUUCAAUCAAACACAGCAAGAGUGUCUUAUACGUCAGAAUGGAUAGUAUUAAAAAUGAAUGGAAAUGUAGUGGCAGCUGCCAAAUCGAAAAAUGCACAAUUAACUGAACCUAAUCGAAAAGUAGUAGGUAGUUGCAUGUACGUUAAACGUAACGUAACGUAACGGUUUAGAUUUGUAGAAACAGAUUUAUUUUUAAUAAACGUUUAUUGACGACUA
Molecule: messenger RNA, 2095 nt
Organism: Ochlerotatus camptorhynchus
Lineage: Eukaryota; Metazoa; Arthropoda; Insecta; Diptera; Culicidae
Gene: Ilk
Product: integrin linked kinase
Exons: 5
Coding region: 256-1602 (448 amino acids)
Biological process (GO): protein phosphorylation; signal transduction
Cellular component (GO): cytoplasm
Molecular function (GO): protein binding; ATP binding; protein kinase activity
Source: RefSeq, a predicted model, not a curated record